AUGUUUGCCUUUGAAACGAUCAACAACAACUCAUUCUACAACUACAUCUGGAACAACAACUACAACCCCAACAUCAACACCACCAACUCAUUCUACAACUACAACAAAAACAUUAACUACAACUCCAAGAUCUACAACAACACAUUCUACAACUAUAUCUGGAACACCAACUACAACUAUAACCCCAGCAUCAACAACACCAACUCAUUCUACAACUACAACACAAACACCAACUACAACCCCAGGAUCAACACCAACUCAUUCUACAACUACAUCUGGAACACCAACUACAACCCUCAAAUCUACACCAACUCAUUCUACAACUAUAUCUGGAACACCAACUACAACGCCGACAUCAACAAUACCAACUCAUUCUACAACUACAACAAAAACAUCAACUACAACCCCAGGAUCAACAACAACUCAUUCUACUACUACAUCUGGAACACCAACUACAACGCCGACAUCAACAAUACCAACUCAUUCUACAACUACAACAAAAACAUCAACUACAACCCCAGGAUCAACAACAACUCAUUCUACUACUACAUCUGGAACACCAACUACAACCCCAAAGUCUACAACAACUCAUUCUACAACUACAGCACAAACACCAACUACAAUCCCAGCAUCAACCACAACUCAUUCUACAACCACAUCUGGAACACCAACACCAACUACAACCCCAACAUCAACAACACCAACUCAUUCCACAACUACAUCUGGAACAUCAACUACCAUACCUUCCCCCUGCAGUGGUGUGCCGGUAUGAAUAAAAACCCAGUUUACAUUUUGUGCCAGUAUAAACACAUUCUGUUUCAGGUCAAUACGUUUUGGGAUUUUUGCAACUGCACUAGGGCUAAAUGCAUAGGCAACAACCAGUUUGAAAUAGUUCCAUAUGAAUGUCCGCCCAUUAAGAACAUUACCUGUAGUAAUGGAAAGAAACCCGUUCUAGUGUAUGACAAGUGCUGUCAAGUUUAUGCUUGUGACUGUGAAUGUGAAGGAUGGGAAGGUCAUUACAUUACAUUUGAUGGCUUCUAUUACACUCAUCAAGGACAGUGUACUUAUGUUUUAAUUGAAGAAAUUAAAAAAACUUAUAACUUAAGGAUCUACAUUGAUAAUUCAUUUUGUGACUCCACUGAAGAUGUUUCCUGUUCUUGAUCUAUAAUUAUUUCAUAUGGAUUGCAAGUUUUCAAAUUGACAAAUGAUAACCUCACUGGAAGAGUAGAUUUGGAGGCACUGAAAAAUGGAGAACGUCUGAAACUCCCUUAUUCACAACACAGCCUUAAAAUCAUAAAUUCAGGCUCUGAUUUGUUUUUGGAGAUCCCUCAACAAGAAGUGAUCAUUAAAUUUGAAAGAAGUGGCUUCAGAGUUACUCUUCCAUACUUUGGCAACAACACCCAGGGGCAUUGUGGAACAUGCAACAAUAACCAGGCUGAUGACUGCAUGUUGCCUAAUGGUCAGCUGGUGAAAAGUUGUGCAAUGAUGGCUGAGAACUGGCUUGCAAAAGACAUUGGCCAAAACAAAUGCACUGCAUCACUUAUAGUACCUACAAGUGAACCUAUACCAUGCAUGACAGACUCUAUGUGUGAGCUGCUUAAGAGCAGUCUCUUUGCAGAGUGCCAUCCUUUUAUCUCUCCAGAGAAUUUCUACAAAGGUUGCAUUUUUGAUAGCUGCUAUUUUAACAAAACAGAAGUGCUGUGCACAAGUUUGCAGACUUAUGCUGCAGCCUGUGCUCAGGCUGGAGUUUGCAUUUACUGGAGGAACCACAACAAAACUGAAAAGUGGUGUGCCAAUGACUGCCCAUCAAGCCAGAUUUACAUGCCUUGUGGUCCUGCAGAUCAGCCAGCCUGUGAUGACAGAUAAGACGAACCCUCCAUGAACGUCACUACUGAGGGCUGCUUUUGCCCCGAAGGAAUGAUACUUUUUAGCAAAAUGUCCAAGAAAUGUGUGAAAACAUGUGGAUGUCUAGAUCCUGAGGGCAAUCCUCGUGAGUUCAAUGAAAGAUUUGAACUCACAUGCCAGAACUGCACUUGUGAAGAGUCCACAAAGACUGUGACUUUUAAGCCUAAGGAGUGCCCAGAGCCAAACAUAACAAAAUGCUCUGGUGAUGAGUUUGUCCUUGUCAACCAAACUGAUCCAUCAGAUCCCUGCUGUUAUACCCCUGUUUGCCAAUGUAAACCUGGCAAUUGCACAGACAUAGUUGUGACCUGUUUAAUUGGAGAAAAGUCAGUUUUCAGUGUUCCUCCUGGAAAAUGCUGUCCAGAAGUUGAAUGUGUACCUAAAAAGGUUUGUGUUCACAAUGGCACUGAAUACCAGCCUGGUUCUUCAGUUCCUGGGUCUGUAUGUCAGGAUUGUACCUGUGUAGCUGAGCAAAAUUCUACUGCAGUCAAAAUAGUCUGUGAGGAUAAGCAAUGUAAAAAAAGUUGUGACAUGGGAUUUAAAUAUGUAAGAAAUGAUUCACAUGAGUGCUGCGGGAAGUGUGGACAGACACACUGUGUUGUCAGUGUUAAUGGAAACAACCAACUGCUGACUGAAGGAGAAAUCUGGUCACCACCCAGGAAUAAGUGUGAUGAGUACACUUGUGUUAAGAAUGGUGAGAUCUUAACAACGAGCAUUUCACACACUGUCUGCUCAGUAUUUAAUCAGAGCAACUGUGAACGGGGCACAAUUCAAACCACAGCAAAUGGCUGUUGUAAAAUUUGUGUGGAGAAAGAGAAAGCAUGCAAGUUAAUGCCCAUGAAAACCAAUAUUACAUACAAUAAAUGUCAGUCUGUCCAGGAGGUAGAUAUGCCGUAUUGUGAAGGAUCCUGCAACACUUACACUAGGUACUCUGAAGCUGCAGCAGCUAUGCAGUAUUCUUGAUCUUGCUGUAAGGAAAUGAAGUUCAGCAAUCGCACUGUUGACUUGCUCUGUCUGAAUGGAGACAGGGUCCCCUACACAUACGUCCAUGUGGAGCAGUGUGGUUGCACCCACACAGACUGCACCACAGCUGCUGGACAUGUGUGUGCCAUUGCCAGAAGUUUUGCACCCAGCAGUCUCAAGAGCAUAGAGGCAAUUCCAGGAGACAGGCAGUUACUCUGGGAGAGCUAA
Messenger RNA from Archocentrus centrarchus (flier cichlid), 3093 nucleotides. Its product is annotated as intestinal mucin-like protein. The transcript has 20 exons. The record is from RefSeq and is a predicted model, not a curated record. Gene Ontology annotation, molecular function: protein binding. Lineage: Eukaryota; Metazoa; Chordata; Actinopteri; Cichliformes; Cichlidae.